Xyrichtys novacula (pearly razorfish) is the source of this 462-nucleotide messenger RNA. Lineage: Eukaryota; Metazoa; Chordata; Actinopteri; Labriformes; Labridae. The record is from the annotation of a GenBank genome assembly.
AUGCUGAGCACCAACCUGUAUGACCUGAUGGCAAACAACCCGCCUCUGUUGUUAAACGCCAUCAGACCGAUCGCUCAGCAGGUAAGUCAGCAGUUAGAUCAGCGGGUCAAAACAGAAACUGCUGAGGGCCGUUUGAGUUCAAGACCUCUGACAGCUCAGGAGCAGGAUAAGAAACGUGAAGUUAGUUUAAAGGUGCUCAAUGUUUGACAUGUGCAGUGACAUGUUUUGCUCUGGUCUGUUUGUUUUUCUCAACACUUGUGAGCUCAGGGAUCCUGUCGGUGCUUCAGACUUUGUAGGAAACUUCUUUUAUCAAACUCUGCAGCAGCUGAAAAACUGAAGCCAAAGUUUGUCCUCUUUUUAACCCUGCAGCUGAUGGUCGCUCUGGACACCCUGAAGGGUCUUGGUAUUGUGCACUGCAACAUCAAGCCAGACGACAUCAUGCUGGUCAGUCGGGACCUGUGA